Molecule: messenger RNA, 637 nt
Organism: Lycium barbarum (goji berry)
Lineage: Eukaryota; Viridiplantae; Streptophyta; Magnoliopsida; Solanales; Solanaceae
Product: histone H2B.2
Exons: 1
Coding region: 63-464 (133 amino acids)
Biological process (GO): nucleosome assembly
Cellular component (GO): nucleosome
Molecular function (GO): DNA binding; protein heterodimerization activity; structural constituent of chromatin
Source: RefSeq, a predicted model, not a curated record
CAUUUGCAUCUUCAACAUUGCAAUCCUUUACUUCUAUACUCAAACAAUCUCUAAACUAUUCAAUGGCUCCCAAGGCAGAGAAGAAACCCGCCGAAAAGAAACCAACUGAGGAGAAGAAACCGAAGGCUGGAAAGAAGCUUCCGGCAAAGGAUGGGGUAGAUAAGAAGAAAAAGAAGGCCAAAAAGAGUGUUGAAACCUACAAGAUUUACAUAUUCAAGGUGCUCAAGCAAGUUCAUCCAGAUAUUGGGGUAUCUAGUAAGGCUAUGGGGAUUAUGAACAGUUUCAUUAAUGAUAUUUUUGAGAAAUUGGCUCAGGAAUCUUCAAGAUUGGCUAGGAUUAAUAAGAAGCCUACUAUAACAUCCAGGGAAAUUCAGACUGCGGUUAGAUUAGUGCUUCCUGGUGAAUUGGCUAAACAUGCUGUAUCUGAAGGGACUAAGGCAGUAACUAAGUUUACUAGUUCUUGAAAUUUUUAGGGUUAUUUUGGAAAAUUUGGGAAACAAGGUUAUGGUUAUGUUUGCAAAUUUGGGAAACUAGGGCUAGGUAUUAUCCAAUGUUUAGAAUUGACGAUAUUUCUGUUUUUCUAUAUUGUAACCUAAACUUUUGUUGGUAUAUCAAUGAACAGAAUCUACUUUUGGUA